AGAGGCCAGUGGCAGUCUUAGGGUCAGUGGCUGUUUCAGCCAGCAUGAGUACCGAGAUGGGGCCUGUGUGGCCUUGUAUGGGAAGGUCAUGUGGAUCCAAAUAGAGCUAAAUACAGGCACCGAUAUGAAUGUCUCUCUGCUAGCAGACAAUAGAACUUUGGCUGAGUCCAGUGUACAGACUGGAGAACCUGCACACAAUCUGACCCUGGACACAGCAUCUCAGCACCUUAUUGGUCCAGGAUCCCAUCAUCUGCAAAUAGUAGCAUCCAGUGAUCACACCUCUAUCAGACUCAAUACCAGUAUCACUGUUCAAUUAAUGGAGGCAAUAUCUGGCUUGCAAGGUCAAUUGUCUACCACCAGAUUGGAAGCAGGUAAAGAAUUGCAGAUAAAUGUAUCUGUGUCUCAUGGAGCACCAGUGGAACUAAAGAUUGAAUUCAAAGGAUCUAAUGGAACCUUUAGCCACUCUAAAGAAUGCCCAACAGGACAGACACAGAUAUCCAAUAUCUCUCUCAAUGUGGAAGGUACUUAUAUGGUUACAAUCAUAGCUGCAAAUUUAGUUUCUAAUGCAAGUUUGGACAUUGGAUACAUUAUCAUAAUAACCAACUCUACUCUACAUGAAGGAAUGCAAGACAGAGAUAGAGGAAAAGGUCAUGAGAUGAAGGAUAUUAUUAAAAAGAAAUGGGCAAUGCAGAUAGAGCCCCGCAGACAUGUCAACCCAUUUUCCAAUAUCAGCUUGCAAGUAUGGAGCAACAUUACUGAUACUAUCAUAUGGUCAUGUGGAUAUUGCUGGUCGGGUUGGUUUGAAUGUUUAAAACAGAAUUUAAUUGACCCCACCUCAAAAAAGAUAGCGAUUCCUGCUGCCUACCUGCCACCCCCCCUAACGCUGCAUUCACUAUCCAAGCUGCUGCAGUUCUCAGUGAUGGAGAGACAGUGCAGGAUGAACAAUGCUUCUAUGUGACGGCCAAGAACCAACUCCGACCCAGAAUCAGCUGUCUGAGUAACUGCAAG
Staurois parvus is the source of this 1008-nucleotide messenger RNA. The record is from the annotation of a GenBank genome assembly. NCBI's taxonomy places the organism in Eukaryota, Metazoa, Chordata, Amphibia, Anura, Ranidae.